Lotus japonicus is the source of this 3073-nucleotide messenger RNA. RefSeq lists its product as uncharacterized. The transcript has 16 exons. Gene Ontology annotation, molecular function: RNA binding. The coding region runs from base 227 to 2770 and encodes 847 amino acids. Lineage: Eukaryota; Viridiplantae; Streptophyta; Magnoliopsida; Fabales; Fabaceae. The record is from RefSeq and is a predicted model, not a curated record.
UCGGGUCCCACUACAGGCACUGCAAAACCCUAAACCCAAAGUUCAGCUGUUCAUCGUUUUCUAUUACCACCAAAGCUGGUUGCUCGCCGCCGCAGUUUGACGGCCAUCGCCGGUUUCUUUCCUCCGCACGGUUGUCGCUCCUGGUUCCCCAAUUCUUACAGUACAGCUUAGAAGGAAGCUUCUUCUGUUAUAUCCAAGUGCAACUGCAAAUAUAGCAGGAUUAGCCAUGUCGAGGAUAUGUGUGAAGAAUCUCCCAACAGAUUAUGCGGAGGAUAAGCUAAGAGAAUUAUUUUGUCCGAAAGGACAAGUCACUGAUGUCAAGCUUAUGCGUACCAAAGAUGGAAAGAGUCGCCAAUUUGCUUUUAUUGGAUUUAGUUCAGACCAUGAAGCGCAAGAAGCUAUUCGAUAUUUCAAUAGUAAUUAUUUCGGUGCAUCUAGAAUUACAUGUGAGGUAGCUCUAAAACUUGGUGAUGCAAAUCUUCCGCGUCCAUGGAGUCGACAUUCUAAAAAGAAGGACAAUGAAGUGACCACCCCAGAUGCAAACAAACAUGUUAGAGCUAAAGAUAAAGGAAACAAGUCUAAGGACAUUGUUGAUAUUGAUGACCCGCAGCUUCAAGAUUUUCUUCAGGUCAUGCAGCCUCGGGCUAUGUCUAAAUUGUGGGCAAAUGAUACAUCAAUUGUAUCCAAUGUUAGCAACAACCAAGAAAUAUCAAAUAAGGACAGAAAAGGUAGAAAAGGUAUGCCAGAAGUGAUCUAUCCCAUCUCAGUUGAAAGUGGCUCGGUAGUAGAUGAACUUCCAAACAAUCCUGAACCCAACCAGUCACGUGAAGUUGAACAUCAUAAAGUGAUUUCUGAUAUGGAUUAUUUCAAGAGUCGAGUCACAAGUGAGUGGUCUGAUUCUGAAAGCAGUGAUUCUGGAGAAGACAGUGACGACAAGGAUUCAAUGUGCAUUGAUGAUGAUGACAAAGACAAUCAUAGUCAUGCUAGUGAACAUGAAGAAAACUGUGAUAAGAACCCUUCUGAAAGAACCCCAAGAAAAUGUGCUCAGGAGUUAGAUCUAGAGGGUCAAAAAGAUAGCUGUGGAGACGGUGUUGCCCCUAAUAAAGCUCAAGUAAAUGAAACUGUGCAAGAAUCAUCAAAUCCUGAAGAUGCUGGAGGAGUUUUUGAGUCCUGUCGACUGUUUGUCCGAAAUCUGCCAUAUACCACCACUGAGGAAGAACUGCACCAGCAUUUCAGUAGUGUAGGACCUGAAGGUACUGUCUCAGAGGUUCAUCUAGUUGUUGAUAAAGAUACGAAGCGGUCCAAAGGAAUAGGAUAUAUUCGUUAUUCAGAUCCGGAAUCCGCAGCCAGGGCGGUAGAAAACUUUGACAGUUCAAUUUUUCAAGGAAGAUUGUUGCAUGUUAUGCCAGCCAUACAAAGACCUUCAAACAAAGAGAACAAUGUUUCGAAGGACCAGAGCUCUAAAACUCUCAAACAACGUAGAGAGGAAGAGAGGAAAGCAGCUGAAGCCGGUGGAGAUACCAGAGCAUGGAAUAGUCUGUUUAUGCGCCCUGAUACAGUUGUGGAAAAUAUUGCUCGGAAAUAUGGUGUAAGUAAAAGUGAUUUACUUGAUCGAGAAGCUGAUGAUCUUGCUGUCCGCAUGGCUCUGGGAGAAACCCAAGUGAUUACAGAUACUAAAAAUGCAUUAACUAAUGCUGGAGUGAAUGUGGAGUCUCUAGAGGAACUUGCUAAUCAUAAAGUUGAUGGCUUGAAAAGAAGUAGCCAUGUGCUUUUAGCGAAGAAUUUGCCCUAUGGGUCGACAGAAAGUGAACUAGUGAAGUUGUUUGGGAAAUUUGGUAGUUUGGAUAAAAUAAUUCUCCCUCCGACAAAAACUUUGGCCUUGGUUAUUUUCCUUGAACCCGGAGAAGCAAAAGCAGCUUUUAGAGGUUUAGCUUACAAGCGUUACAAGGAAGCUCCAUUAUACCUGGAGUGGGCUCCUUCCAAUAUUCUUAGCCAAAGUUCAACGUCUAAAAGUAAUGAAAUGAAUGGUGGAAUUGGUGAAAAUGAUGCUAAACGUAUGAUAUUGGAGCAAAAUGUGGAAAGAAUAUCGGAUGUGGAUAUUGAUCCAGACAGAGUAGAGGCUCGGUCGCUGUUUGUCAAGAAUCUAAAUUUCAAGACAACAGAAGAGAGUUUGAGGAAACAUUUUAGUGAACACAUUAAAGAGGGAAGAAUUAUGAGUGUCAAGGUGAAAAAGCAUUUGAAAAAUGGGAAAAAUGUUUCUAUGGGGUUUGGAUUUCUUGAGUUUGACUCCAUGGAGAUGGCUACAAAUGUUUGUAGAGAUUUACAGGGCACUGUUUUGGACGGGCAUGCUCUUAAUUUACAACUUUGUCAUGCCAAGAAUGAUAGACCAGUACCAAGGUCGGUUGAGAAGGAUAAGAGUUCAACAAAAUUGCUUGUAAAAAAUGUUGCUUUUGAGGCAAAAGCGCAGGAACUGAGAAAAUUGUUUGACCCGUUUGGCCAGAUUAAAAGCUUACGGUUGCCUAUGAAGUUUGGAAGUCAUAGAGGCUUUGCUUUUAUAGAGUAUGUUACUCAGCAGGAGGCACAAAAUGCUCUUACAGCGCUUGCAAACACUCACUUCUAUGGUAGACAUCUGGUGAUAGAGAGAGCAAAAGAAGGUGAGAGUUUGGAUGAACUGCGGGCUCGAACAGCUGCACAAUUUAGUGAAGAUAAUGGAUUUCAAAAUGCUGCUAGGUUGUCCAAGAAAAGGAAGCUCAGUAUUUUAGAUGAAUGAAUAUGAAGUUUGAAGGUUAGUUGAUUAGUCCGAGGCCAGAGAUUCAAGUGUUUGUGCAUACAUAUCCUGAACUGAAGUCCAGGGAUGACAAUUUUGUAGAUUGAAAGUUUUAUAAGAUGCCAUGAUGUUCCUGACAUGAACUACUAUUGACACUGUCUGAAAGAUUGAGCAAAAGGAUGUUGUCAUAUUCACUAAUUUUAAAAAAAGUUUGAUUUAUAAAUGAGAUUAUUUGAAAAGUACUGGAAUAUGUCGAUUUGAUUUGAAGUUAUUUAUCACAUUAUUUUGAAGAGUGUUUGUAUGCAA